CCACUCGCGCGUCCGUUCCGCCUCCACUGAACAUCUCCUUUUAACACCCGGCUCCGGCGACUCGCCCCUUCCUCCACUGGUGCAUCCACCAUUCCACCUACCCCACCCCCACAACCCGCUCGCGCGGCUGUCCAAUGGCGGGAGGCGGGGCGCCGUCAGCGUGGGGCCCGAGCCCGGCGCUGGUGACCGCACUGGUGGCGCUGCUUGGGCUCGGCCUCGCCGCCUACAUCGUCGGCCCGCAGCUCUACUGGCACGCCGCGGAGGUGCUCACGGCGGCGGCCGCGUGCCCCGCCUGCGACUGCAACUGCGACGCGCGCCCGCUCCUCGACCUUCCGGAAGAUUGUGCUAAACACUUCAAAGGGGUCAAGAGUCGCGCAUCUGGUGAAGAGACAGAAAAGAGUUUCACAGAGCUGCUUGUAGAAGAACUAAAACAGAGAGAAGAGGAGGCAACACAAGCUCAGCAAGAGGCCGAUGUUAAGUUGCUCGAGGCCAAAAAGUUAGCUUCACAGUAUCAGAAGGAAGCUGACAAAUGCAGCUCAGGCAUGGAUACCUGUGAAGAAACUAGGGAGAACUCAGCGGAAGCAUUGGUCCAACAAAAGAAACUGACUUCUUUGUGGGAGCGAAGGGCUCGGGAACUAGGAUGGAGACCCGAGAAUGCCAAGGCACGUCUAAAGUAGUAAAACCAGUGGAUGGUGUUGGAUACUAUGUGUAGCAAUAGAUCUCAUUGUAAAACCAGUGGAUGGUGUUGGAUACUACGAGCUCGAGAUGAUGAGGAAACAAAUGAGUUCCUGGUUGGACUCGACUCUCUUUACACGCCAUGGGGCCUUAUUGUUCAUAGU
This is a messenger RNA of Zea mays, 839 nucleotides long. RefSeq lists its product as uncharacterized. NCBI's taxonomy places the organism in Eukaryota, Viridiplantae, Streptophyta, Magnoliopsida, Poales, Poaceae. The record is from RefSeq and is marked validated.